AUGAAAAAUAUACUUAAUCUAAACGAAGACAAAGUUUCUUUGUUAAACGAUGAUAUAACAAGAACAAGUGAUUACGGAACGUUUAAUGAACAGCCUUCAAUAAUCAAUGAGCUACAAAAAAACUCACAACAAAGUACCAAACUUGAAUGUGGUCAAAGUUGCUUUAUUAAUCCCAUAGCUGGUUGUGCAAAACUUUGUGGAUCUAUACCUUCCCCAACAACUUUAGUCGUCAAAAACAGCGGGUCCACCGCCCGUGACAAUUGCUCAAUCGAAAGAACUUUUUUGUCUUGGUUGCGCAUGUCAACAACUCUGGUAUUGCUUGGAAUGUCUUAUUUCUUACGUUUUGAUAUAUUUUCACAACCUUCUGCCAACGAAAACUCUUAUUCAAAACUACUCGGCCUAUUUCUCAUCGGAUUGGGAUUUACCGUGUUAAUAUGGGCUCUAUGUAAUUAUUUUCAAUUUCAACGAUUAUACGCAUCUAGAUACGCAUUUAUUGAGAAUGGCGUACUUUCUUUUUCGAUAGCUGCAUUGGUGGGUGCUACCAUUUUUUUGUUGCUAGUUUGUGAUAUCUUGCAAGAUGUGGAGCAAGAGGAUAAAAUAGAAAACGGUACUAAUUUAUAUACCAUAAGUUUUAUUAGAUGA
This is a messenger RNA of Funneliformis mosseae, 642 nucleotides long. NCBI's taxonomy places the organism in Eukaryota, Fungi, Glomeromycota, Glomeromycetes, Glomerales, Glomeraceae. The record is from the annotation of a GenBank genome assembly.